CUAGGCAGGCUGGCCAGCAAGCCCCAGGGAUCCCUCUGUCUGCCCAGCACUUGGAUUGCACGUGCAUGCCACUUUUUAUGUCGAUUCUGGAGACUGAACUCAACUCCUCAUGCUUACAUGGAAAUCACUUUUCUGACUGAGUCAUCUUCCCAGCCCCAAGCAGUGCUUUCCUUGGAGAUUUGGGGGAUGCUACGGAGUGAAGGUGCCUUCGUGGUGUGCUGGACCCCAGGCCUAGUGGUGCUGCUGCUCGAUGGCCUGAACUGCACGCAAUGCAACGUUCAGCACGUGAAGCGCUGGUUCCUGCUGCUGGCGCUGCUCAACUCUGUCAUGAACCCCAUCAUCUACUCCUACAAGGACGAGGACAUGUACAGCACCAUGAGGAAGAUGAUCUGCUGCGCCCCGCAGGACGGCCAGGCCGAGAGGCGCCCCUCCCGCAUCCCCUCCACCAUCCACAGCAGGAGUGACACCGGCAGCCAGUACCUGGAGGACAGCAUCAACCCUGUGUGCACUAAAAACGGCUCCUAAACCCAGGCUGUCUCCGCAUUCUUCCCCUGGGGAAAGAGCAGCCUGUCUAACAACGCACGCCUGAAUGCAUGGACCGUGUGGUUUGAAGUCUCCAUGAACCACUGCUGGGGUGUUUAAGUUUCCAUUGUCGAGGAAGAAAAGAUACCUUGUGCAGUUAGUGAAAGUGCACAAGAAAGGAAGAGGCAAACCGUGGAUCCCUGCUUGUCUGUGAACAGCUCAGUUCAUCCUCCAGCCCAGCUCUGCGCCAUCUUGCUCAUCUUGCCGCCGUUGCCUUUGUGUUUUCAAAGAUAGCAUUGAAGGGUCUAGGUCAAAAGAAAUGAUAAACAGCGGUACUCGAGCCUCCUUGUGUAGCUGCCAGACUCUGUGUAGUCCUUUCUGCGUGCAUUUAAAGUGUUUAAAAAUGCUUUAGCAGUGGGCUUUGUUUUCCCCCAAGGAAACUCUAGCCAGGAGCUAGAUGGACUGUAGGAAUCUGGGAAAAACCGGUAUAGGCUCUGAAGUAAACUUGACUUAUAACUUCAGAUGAACUUCAUGAGGGAAAACGUUUAUUGAAAAGAAGACUGAAAAGGUGGACAUAUGGAAGCCUUUUGUCCUCUAGGUACAAGAGGCUACGUGCUCUGCGUGGGUGUACACCCGCCUCUACUUACACAAUUCAGCUUUAAAAAAAAAAAAAAAAGAAAAGAAAGA
This is a messenger RNA of Cricetulus griseus (Chinese hamster), 1209 nucleotides long. The record is from RefSeq and is a predicted model, not a curated record. NCBI's taxonomy places the organism in Eukaryota, Metazoa, Chordata, Mammalia, Rodentia, Cricetidae.